Molecule: messenger RNA, 3363 nt
Organism: Zea mays
Lineage: Eukaryota; Viridiplantae; Streptophyta; Magnoliopsida; Poales; Poaceae
Product: sphingoid long-chain bases kinase 1
Exons: 9
Coding region: 356-2641 (761 amino acids)
Biological process (GO): ceramide metabolic process; phosphorylation
Molecular function (GO): ceramide kinase activity
Source: RefSeq, a predicted model, not a curated record
UAAGAGAGUGGAACAGGACCCUAUUCAUCAGCUCGGGCAACAACUGUAGUGGAGCCGAAGCUGGCAAAUGCUAACCAAACGCUCAAAACUACACGGGCCUGCCUAAACGCUGCAACCCUGUCUUUCCUUCUUCCAUUUCCACAAGACCCUUGCGUGCUCUCUCUCUCUCCUCUUGGCGACGACUGGGUGGCAGGUGCCCAGGUCUUCUUGGGACCCUUCGCCGGCGACAAGCACCACCAGGUUCAGUCAUGAGUGGGCUUCUCAUGAGCUUCCCUAAGUGAUGCUUCAUAUGUUUUCUAACAUGUAACAUCUCCCGAUGUUAUCCAUGUACUGGAUAUAUCCUUAGAAGUCAGAGAUGCAGAAGUCUGAUCAUCAUGAGCAGAAGCUAACUUCACCAAGAGGGUUAAUCCAUAAGAUACUUCGUCGUACAAAUAGCAGGCGUUCUCCCACUGCAGCUGACCAACAACCUUCUCCUGUAUCUCCAGAAACAAGCAACUCAUCAAUAUUCUCAAAGCAAAAGGAUGUUGAUGAUGCCAUCAAGGAUUCAGAAAAGCUGAGCACACAUACUAUCAGAAUUGAAGAUGAGAAAUCUGAUUUGCUAGGGUCUGAAAUUUAUUCUGGAAAGCUUACAUUAGAUAACAAAACAAAAAGUUCAUCAAAUGAACAGUCUGGAUCAGGAUCUAGUAGCAAUUGCUUUGAUGCUAGGCUCAGCACUGAAGCCCUAAUAUGGGGUUCUAACAUCCUUAAGCUUGAGGAUAUUGUAUCUGUAUCAUAUAAUUCUGGUCUCCGGUAUUUCACCGUGCAUGCUUGUCCUCUUGAAAAAAUAUCCAGUGGACUAUCCUGCUUUAUGAAGCCUAGAAGAACCCAAACGGACUUGAAGUUCGUAUCCUCUUCUCCGCACGAGGCCUUUCGGUGGGUUAAUAGUUUUGCGGACCAGCAAUGUUACGUAAACCUGUUGCCUCACCCCAUGGCAUCUAGCAAGAAGCAUUCUUCUGAACUCAUUCAGUUUGAUGCCAUGUUUGAUCCUUAUGUUAAAUGUCGGUCUCCACCAAAGAUACUUGUCAUCUUGAAUCCUCGAUCUGGACAUGGUAGAUCUAGCAAAGUUUUUCAUGGAAAAGUGGAACCCAUAUUUAAGCUUGCAGGUUUCAAGAUGGAAGUGGUAAAAACUACACAUGCUGGGCAUGCAAAAUCUCUUGUAUCAACUAUUGAUUUUAGUACCUGUCCUGAUGGUAUUGUAUGUGUGGGUGGUGAUGGAAUUGUAAAUGAGGUCCUCAAUGGUCUUCUAUGCAGAGAUGAUCAAAAUAUGUCUGCCUCUGUACCAAUAGGUAUAAUACCUGCUGGGUCUGAUAACUCACUUAUUUGGACAGUCUUGGGUGUCAAGGAUCCAAUUUCUGCAGCAUUGUCAAUUGUCAGGGGAGGUCUUACACCUAUUGAUGUUUUUUCUGUUGAAUGGAUUCAAAGUGGGACUAUGCAUUAUGGUACAACCGUAUCAUAUUUUGGUUUUGUUAGCGAUGGUAAAAAUUCAACAUUUCUUGAGCUCUCAGAGAAGUAUCAGAAGCAUUUUGGUCCUUUACGAUACUUUGUAGCUGGUUUUCUCAAAUUCCUGUGUUUGCCAAAGUACAGUUUUGAAUUGGAAUAUCUUCCAGUAUCAGAUGUUAAUGGCGCCGAGCAUAAAAUUUUGGUAGGACAAGAAAAGGUUGACGCGUCUGAUCUAUAUGAUGAUGUAAUUCGGAGAUCAAGAGCAGAAUGUUUACCACGCGCCUCAAGUUUAUCUAGCAUUGAUUCAAUAAUGUCUACAGGCAUCAUGUCUGGGGCAGAGCUGGAGGUUUGUAGUCCUCGUGCAAAUAAUGAACCUUCUGAGGUUGUUCGUGGACUUGAUCCGAAAUCAAAGCGCUUAUCGUUAGGAAGAGCUAGUACAUUUAAAGAACCAGAAGAAGUGCUCCAUCCCCACUCCCAUGGUACAUCUACUCCCAGCUGGCGUAGAUCUAAGUCAAAAUCAAGGACUGAAAAGGCAAAGCCAGGCUUGUCUGCUACACACGAUGCAAAAUCUUCUAAGGUUAAUGCAGACAAAGAGGACACAUCAUCCACAAUUUCUGAUCCUGGACCUGUGGCUGUAUGGGAUUCAGGACCAAAGUGGGACGAUGAACCUAAAUGGGAUAAUCAACCUAACUGGGAACCCGAGACUUCAAUUGAGCUCCAUAGCCCUCGCGAGGAUAUUGAGCUUGGUCUGACUAAGGAGCUGGUACCUAGUUUAGAUGAAAGGUGGACAGUUAGGAAAGGACGCUAUCUUGGUGUACUGGUGUGCAACCAUUCAUGCAAGACUGUGCAGAGUCUGAGCUCUCAGGUUGUUGCUCCCAAGGCUGAAUAUGAUGACAAUUGUUUGGACCUGCUGUUAGUUGGUGGAAGUGGAAGACUGAGAUUACUGAGGUUUUUGGUGCUUUUGCAGUUUGGAAAGCACAUAUCUCUUCCAAAUGUAGAAUAUGUAAAGGUGAAAUCUGUGAGGCUCAAAGCAGGCCCAAAUACACACGACGGAUGUGGUAUCGAUGGCGAACUACUCCAUGUCAAGGGGCAAGUUCGCUGUAGUUUGUUGCCUCAACAAUGUCAAUUGAUGGGCAGGCCAGUGAAAAACCCUGUACAGUAGCUGUAAAUACACUAUGCGGACUGUCUGCAGCUCUGAGGUCAGCCCAGAAUCUUGCACCUGUGGUGUGUACAAGCGGCGAACCAUGGAUUUUCGUCUGCAUCCACAUGUCAGUAAUUAUAUUCAGAAGUGAGAACAUGAACAUCCUAGCUGGCACUCAGCUCCAGAGAUGUACAUUUGUGGUUGACGAGCAGAAGGUGCUGAGUGGGUGCUGUUUCAUCCAUAUGUAAAGCCAAAGCCUAUCUCGGACAGCAGCUUGUUGCGCACCUCUUGCUUUUGCCUUUUUCUCGUCCGAUAGAAUGCAUCUACUAUACAGCCAUCCUGAUGAGUGUACUUGGUUGCUCCAGAACAUAGUGUCCACCUCCACCAGCCGGGUGUCUUUGGAGGUUCCCUGAUGCCGGCCACUUGAUACUCAUUGUAGGGACAACACCCCAGUGCCCGUGUCCUUGAUCAGUCUGUUGUGUUUGCGAAGUGUGAAUAAGAUAUAGGACUGUUUGAUUCCCGGUACAGCGCAGGGUUUCAGCAGAAAGGGCUGGAUGGAUGAUGUUUUGUGGCGAUGCUGCCUCGUUGAGUCUUUAAAACGGGUGUAACUCUUCUUCUUUUGUGAGUCGUGAUGAUGUAUGAACCGUGUACUGAUUUGUAAACCUUGCCUGGCAGGCAUACAACUGUUUCUGAGGUGUGGUAUUCUCUGCCGGGGAAUAAGCAGCGUAGCUUCUCCUUUCGUA